AGGAAAUAAAUAUAUUGACGAAAGGAAGAAUGGAUUCUUUGACCACUCUUUCUCCAUGUAAGCCGUCGUCGUUUUUGUCCUCGUCUUCGUCUUCACUCUUCUCCCUUUGCUCUGUUGGCCUCAAAAGCGUCAGUUACAAUGGGUCUCGCUCUCGUACUUGCGCUUCCAACAACUUCAAAUGUGACAUGGAUCAACCAGUGAAUAUUGGGAAUGGGAAGCCAGUGAUUCCUAUCCUUAAUGAAAGGACACUGCCCAAGUUUUUGGAUUCGGCUCGAUUGGAGACAACUGUUAACAGAAAUAGUGCUAAGAUCAAACUGUUUUCUGGGACUGCCAAUCCUGCACUUUCUCAGGAAAUUGCAUGGUACAUGGGCCUGGAGCUGGGGAAGAUCAACAUUAAGCGAUUUGCUGAUGGGGAAAUUUAUGUUCAGCUGCAAGAGAGUGUUAGAGGAUGUGAUGUAUAUUUAGUGCAACCAACAUGCCCUCCUGCAAAUGAGAAUCUGAUGGAGCUUCUCGUAAUGGUAGAUGCUUGCCGGAGAGCGUCGGCCAAAAAUAUCACUGUGGUGAUUCCUUAUUUUGGUUAUGCCCGAGCUGAUAGAAAGACCCAAGGGCGAGAAUCAAUAGCAGCCAAACUUGUUGCAAAUCUUAUCACUGAAGCUGGUGCAAAUCGUGUUCUUUCUUGUGACCUUCAUUCUGGGCAGUCCAUGGGCUACUUUGAUAUUCCAGUGGACCAUGUCUACUGCCAGCCUGUGAUUCUUGAUUAUCUUGCCAGCAAGAGAAUUUGUUCCACUGACUUGGUAGUGGUUUCACCUGAUGUUGGAGGAGUAGCAAGAGCACGUGCUUUUGCCAAAAAACUGUCAGAUGCACCUCUAGCCAUUGUGGAUAAAAGGAGACAUGGACACAACGUUGCAGAGGUAAUGAACCUUAUUGGUGAUGUAAAGGGAAAAGUUGCUGUUAUGGUGGAUGAUAUGAUUGACACUGCUGGAACGAUCGCAAAGGGUGCAGAACUGCUACACCAAGAGGGGGCAAGGGAAGUUUAUGCAUGCUGUACUCAUGCAGUUUUCAGCCCUCCUGCAAGAGAGAGGCUAUCAAGUGGCAUUUUCCAAGAAGUGAUAAUUACAAAUACACUUCCAGUGGCAGAGAACUACUUCCCUCAGCUGACGGUUCUUUCCGUGGCUAAUCUGUUGGGUGAAACCAUUUGGCGUGUGCACGGUGAUUGUUCCGUGAGUAGUAUUUUUCAGUGAAAUCGUAUAGGAAACAGUGGUAAAACUGGAUAAUGGACCACAGAUAGGAGUAGGUUUUAAAUCGAAAUCCGGUUUUUAGUCCAAAUGGGAUGGGGAAUCAUCACAAUCGGUCCUAUAUCUCAUUGAUUCUUGCUCUCUGCAUGUGCAUUGCAUAACUUAAGUCUCAUAGUUUUCUUUU
Messenger RNA from Hibiscus syriacus, 1419 nucleotides. Its product is annotated as ribose-phosphate pyrophosphokinase 1-like. The record is from RefSeq and is a predicted model, not a curated record. Lineage: Eukaryota; Viridiplantae; Streptophyta; Magnoliopsida; Malvales; Malvaceae. Gene Ontology annotation, biological process: 5-phosphoribose 1-diphosphate biosynthetic process; purine nucleotide biosynthetic process; ribonucleoside monophosphate biosynthetic process. Gene Ontology annotation, molecular function: ribose phosphate diphosphokinase activity; magnesium ion binding. Bases 30 to 1241 code for a protein of 403 amino acids. The transcript is spliced from 9 exons. Gene Ontology annotation, cellular component: cytoplasm; ribose phosphate diphosphokinase complex.